AUGGGUCAAUUUGUUGAUAGCGAUGUUAUCGAGGAUUGCAUUGACGUUGUGCAGUACGCCAUUGGCCGAAGAGACAAGGCAAGUGGAUUCAUCAGCUUCGAGGAAAGGCGUGCUACUUUCAAAAAUCCUUGUCAGCUUCCUGAAAAUAUCCUGUUUCGUGUGCACAUCAUCUUUGCGACAAGCUACCUCAAGGAUUUAGUACCACUUAGCCUAGAUGAGGGUGACGCCAUGUCCACCUCACUUCUCAACACUUUACUGCUCCGUUUCAAGUAUACAUUGAUGGAGGAUGUCUGUCGUGGACAGGAUCUGCUUCCUCGAGCAUUCCGAGAGGCUGUUGCGGCUGGAACAAGUGAAUCCCUCUACUCAUUAGCAGACUUCGUAUUUGACACAUCGAAGACAAUCAAGAAUUCGAUGAUUACACUGGAUUCAAAGGAGGAGUUGUACGCUCUCUUUGUUCAGGGUGGCUUUUUCACUUUUGCCAAUGCGCUCCUAAAUCAUGCGAUAAAGUCCUACGAGGUCCGCGACCCAGGGACCGUCGCAGCGACGGUCUGUGUGCUGAAGGACGGUGACGAAGUUGUGGCAGCUGAGACGGCUAUUCAGGCAACAUGCGAAACCAUUAACCACUGUGUCCGUUUUUUAAGUGGCUCGCGUGAGAAUCUCCUUACGGAGUCCGCCAUGAAUCCACAGAGGAGCACGCUAAGCCUUUUAAUGAAGUUAAUCACAGUUGUGCGAAAGGUCGCCACGCUGCAGGCUGUUUACGACGCUAUUUUGGGAGCGGCGGUGGGGCUACGGAGUCUGCUAAUACCUGUUACUCCAGCAGAGAGGGCGCAGCGGUCUGAUGUCGUCCGCUUCUGGGUUGAGGGGAGCGGUGUGGAGAAGCCCCCUCUAUUCUUGGUCGCCUCAAGUCUAGCGCAGCUGUUAUCACUGUGGGCUACCACCACCACUAUUCCCUCCUUGCCGAAACAGGAGGAAACGCGUGCACUCUACCACCUGCGCGUGCUUCAAGUUGUGGCUGAGGAAAUGGAAGGGAGACAUGGUGGCAGUUUUACGGAGUUGCUAGUGCUGUCCCAGCUUAUUCCUGGGCUUGCGGCGCUGCUUGGGCGCUCCUCUCGAUGGUGUAUGAACCUGCAGUCAUCCGCUGUAUCUUUCUUAGCAGCCCUGCUUAACACAGGCUGUGUCCGCCUCCUCCACCUGCUUACCGGAAAGGAUGGCCUGAUUGAGGCGUGCAUGAGGCUCUUUCUCGAAUGUGCACAACGGAACAACGUACUUUCGGCUUCGCUGGGGCGUCUGUUCUUUGACUUGUGCACGCUUGUGCAUUUAGGAAAGCGGCAGAGUACUGAGUUAGUGACUCCAAAGACAUCCUUCGCAGUUGCGUUGUUGGAGGACGGCCUUGAUUCAAGAAUAGGUUCUUCUGCCACUGACGCUGAUCUCUCCAGACAACCCACUGAGCACGAAAACAUUCAUCUGUGCCAAGAAACAGCCCUCAUCUUGCUUAGAUCAUAUGGGGACCAGCUCGCAAUGAAGUCGCCUUACAUUGCCGAAAAUUUGAGGCAUGUGCUGGAGGAGACUCCAGAGGAGGCUCAACAAGCCGAUACCGAAGCUUCUACCAUCGCUAGUACGGUUGAGCGUAUGCCAGCGACUGCCCUUUCUGAGUACGAUGCCUUAGCAGUGGAUUUUGCUUUAGAGAUACCUUCCUCACGGUCUCGCUCGCAUUCCCCCCCAAACGGUAGCAGCGGCGACCCCCCUUACCAAUUACUGUUUGGCUUCCAUGGUGAGGACAGUCUGUCUGAGUUCAGCUUGGAUGACGACCGUGCAAGCAAUGAUUCUGGAAACAUCAGUAGCGACAAGUGUGAUCACUUGCAGGAAAAUGAAGAGGCUGGGGGGUACGCUGCUUUGAGAUUUUCAGAGGAAAACGGAAGAGCAGAGGGGGCUGGUGCGGGAACAGCCCAGAUUCUGAAUAAGCACUCCGAAAAAGAUGAAAGUAGUGAAGUAGAUGACGAAGAAUGGAUGGAAAACGAAGAGGAAAGCUUACACUCUAAGCGGCAUCGCAGUGAGGAGUCGAUUGGUUCGUCCAUCGCAUACUAG
Messenger RNA from Phytomonas sp. EM1, 2085 nucleotides. NCBI's taxonomy places the organism in Eukaryota, Euglenozoa, Kinetoplastea, Trypanosomatida, Trypanosomatidae. The record is from the annotation of a GenBank genome assembly.